This is a messenger RNA of Ricinus communis (castor bean), 1999 nucleotides long. Its product is annotated as protein PIN-LIKES 6. The transcript has 11 exons. The record is from RefSeq and is a predicted model, not a curated record. Gene Ontology annotation, cellular component: membrane. Gene Ontology annotation, biological process: endoplasmic reticulum to cytosol auxin transport. Bases 529 to 1779 code for a protein of 416 amino acids. Lineage: Eukaryota; Viridiplantae; Streptophyta; Magnoliopsida; Malpighiales; Euphorbiaceae.
GUAGAUGCCCAUCUCAGCUUAAUUACGCAGAAAGAAAAACAAACAAAAAAAAAAAAAAGCAAACAACGAUUUACUUUUUAAAAACUAAAAAGAUAAUAGUAAAUGAAUUAAAUUAAAGAUUUAAAAUUACUCUGUUUAUUUAUUACGAUAAGAAAGUAACUGAAAUAAGGAUUCUUAACAGCUAACAGAAACCGUGGGAAGCGGGAGAGAGAAGAGAGAAAAAAAGAAGAAGCAGCAGCAGAAGAAAGAAGAGUGAAACGAAUCGUUCCAAACGCUUCUUCCAUUUCCAUUUUCCCAUAAACAAUCAUUCUGCCUCUUUCUUUAAUCAAAUACUUCUUCUUUUUUUUUUUUUUGGAGAGGUCGUUCUCAUCUGGAACUAUCAAUUUUUUUUUUCAAGAAAGUUCCCGUGAAUUUGGUGCCGGUCCGGUUGUCUUUGCUUUUGAUCAUUCCUCAAUUUAGUGAGGAUUGUCUGCUGUUGAUGCGGACUUGGUUGAAUGCGUGAAAAAUUAGGGUUGUUUGUAGUUAAAGAUGGCGCACACCAUGGAAAGGUUUUUAUCAGCAGUAGUAUCCAUGGACAAUCAAGUAGCAGGACAGUCAUUAAUUGGGACUAUCAGAAUUGCUGUUUUACCUAUAGCCAAAGUUUUUACCAUGUGCUUUUUGGGGUUUCUUAUGGCCUCUAAGUAUGUUAACAUCUUGCCUGCCAAUGGAAGAAAAUUACUAAAUGGGUUGGUGUUUUCCCUUUUGCUUCCAUGUUUGAUAUUCUCCCAACUUGGGCAAGCUGUUACUUUAAGGAAAAUGAUGGAGUGGUGGUUUAUACCCGUGAAUGUUGUUCUGGGCUCCAUAUCAGGUUCAAUAAUAGGUUUAGUUGUUGCUUAUGUUGUUAGGCCCCCAUACCCGUUUUUCAAGCUUACUAUCGUUCAAAUUGGAAUAGGAAACAUUGGAAAUGUGCCACUUGUACUUAUUGCAGCUUUAUGUAGAGAUACAUCCAACCCUUUUGGUGACUCAGAAACAUGCAGCACAGACGGGACUGCUUAUAUCUCAUUUGGCCAAUGGGUUGGUGCAAUCAUCCUAUACACAUAUGUAUUUCAUAUGUUGGCACCUCCUCCUGAAGGUACCUUUGACAUUGAGGAUGGAAAUCUUCCUAUCAAGGACACUCCAAAAGAUGGUACUCCAGAGCAAGUUCCACUGCUUACCCAUGAGGAUCUACCAACAGAUUCUGAUGCUUCAAAGCAAGGGAAGUUCAAAGAAAUACUAAUGUACUUAUAUGAGAAGUUGAAGCUCAAGCAAAUCCUUCAACCACCGAUUAUUGCUUCUAUUUUGGCCAUGUUCCUCGGUGCAGUACCAUUUUUUAAGCGAUUGAUCUUUACAACUGAUGCUCCACUUUACUUUUUUACCGACAGCUGCAACAUCCUUGGGGAGGCCAUGAUUCCAUGUAUUUUAUUGGCAUUGGGAGGCAACCUUGUGGAUGGACCAGGAACUUCAAAACUUGGUUUACGGACAACUGCUGCUAUUAUUUUUGCCCGGUUACUCUUGGUUCCUCCUGCUGGACUUGGCAUUGUUAUGUUGGCUGAUAAACUUGGCUUCCUCCCUGCCGGUGAUAAGAUGUUUCGUUUUGUUCUACUUCUUCAGCAUUCAAUGCCUACAUCUGUCCUUGCAGGUGCGGUGGCCAAUCUGAGAGGUUGUGGAAGAGAGGCUGCUGCAGUACUGUUCUGGGUUCAUAUUUUUGCUGUUUUCUCGAUGGCUGGAUGGAUUGUUCUUUAUCUCAACAUACUGUUUUAAAAUCAAAGAGAGAGAGCUAUCCUCCUCAUUGUUAUUGGUUUCACUGUCAGUGUUAAUAGCCAAAUAGGUUGGUGUAAAAAUUCAAAAGCUUCUUGAAAAGGGAGAGCUUGAGCUUGGCAAUUGGCAGUCAUUAGACAUUCUAGAAAUUUUUCACAGCCCAUUGUUACUUAUUUAUGUAUAUAUUUGCAUAUAUAUAUGCAAGUCGCCGCAUCAUUAUUUA